Vespula pensylvanica (western yellowjacket) is the source of this 1356-nucleotide messenger RNA. Its product is annotated as RING finger protein nenya. Gene Ontology annotation, cellular component: synaptonemal complex. Lineage: Eukaryota; Metazoa; Arthropoda; Insecta; Hymenoptera; Vespidae. Gene Ontology annotation, molecular function: SUMO transferase activity. The transcript is spliced from 4 exons. The record is from RefSeq and is a predicted model, not a curated record. Gene Ontology annotation, biological process: homologous chromosome pairing at meiosis; protein sumoylation; reciprocal meiotic recombination. Bases 626 to 1276 code for a protein of 216 amino acids.
UACAUUUUUACAGAAUCAAGUUGAAAAAAAAAACAUUUUUAUAUAAUUACUUAGUUUAUAUAUUAGAAGAUAUCGAUUUAUGACGUAUAUGAUGAAACACUAUAUAUAUGUAUGCACAUAUUUGUACAUGACAGAUAAUUAUUUUCUGAUGCAAAUGUCAUAAUAUUAAUUAUAAACAUAACAUAUUUACAUCAUUAUGCAAAUUAGUAAAAUGUUACCGUAAUAUCUGUGCUAUGUAUAAUAUAAACGAAUAAUAUUUAAUUUAAAUGUCAACUUAUAAAAUUUCGUCUAAAUAUCGAUAAUCGAUUAGUCGAAAUUCGAAAAUAUCAAAUUGAUUGGUUCUAUAAAAUAUCGAAUUAUCACAAUCGCAUACGAUACUUCAUAUUUAUGUUUCGAAUUUUUAUUUUUCUAACUCUAUAAUGUACUUAUAAAUAUACUAAAUACCGUGAAGAAUAAAUUAUUUCUUAAAAGAUAAAAAAUAAAAAAUACGUAAUGCAAGUGUAUAAAAUCUAAUUGAAUUAGAUAAGAUUUGAUCAUCGUUCACUUUUAUCCGACAAAACAUUGAGAACAGUUGUAUUAAAAAACUAAAUGUGUUAUCGCUUCGUAUAUUAUAUUGUAUUGACAAAUGAAUAGCUACAUUUGUAAUAAAUGUUAUUCUACGAAAAGCAGAAGAAAGAAACCAUUUAGAAUAACUCAAUGCGGGCACAUAUUUUGUGAUAAUUGCUUAGACGAAGGUAUUAGACCUUGUCCAAGAUGUAAUAAUGGAGAAAUUGCAUCGUUGCAAUUGGAAGAACCGUUAUUACCUAAAGUAGCAUCUUUGUUUAUUCCACUAAAUGAAGCCAUACAACCAUUACCUGAAAUAGCAAAUUUCCAAAGUGCACAAACUAAAAUUAUUCUAAGUCGUUUUUAUCAAAUUGAUAGAAAGUAUAACUUAUUGAAGGAAGAAUAUCGUAAACUCGCACAAAAUAUGCAAAUAAUAACUGAAAAGUAUCGCAAACUUCGAGAAAAUAUGGAAACAAUAAAUAUGAAAUUUGCAUAUCCUGGUAAUGUAAUCUCUGAUAAUUCAUCUACCUUUAAUCGUAGAGAGAUACUUAUCGAUGCAAGAAGAAUGCACAUUGAUAGUUUUACCCCAAAUUCGAGAUCAUACAACAAGACUGUAAGAUUCACUCCAUCAACGAAUCAAAGCAUAUACGAGAAACUUCGUAAAGCUACAAUUUCGUCAAAUGCACCAACAAUUCGUUAUUACAAUACGUACUCAAUCGAUAAUCACAAAUGAUUAAUGAAUGAAACAAAUGGACUAUCUUAUAAUAGUAAAUGUAUCAAAUAUAAGUUAAGCUUUUUCUAAUUGUAAAUAAA